AAACUACAAAGAGUCCGUAAGUGAUGACCUCAACAGGACUAAUCUAAAUUCAAAACUAUCUCCUGACCCCUCGAAAAUUCCAACUUUUAGAGUUCCUGUCUCUCCUUUCUUUCUUAUCCUCUGCGACACAAAAUACACCCUUCCCUGUUCUCCCGUUUUCUACUUGAUGGGGUUCUUUGGGACCAAAUCAAGUAUGAAACUUAUGUAUAUCUUGUUUAAUUAGCCUGUUUCUCUUCUUUUUCUUCCAUGAUUUCAAUCGAUGGUGGUUCCAUCUCUUUGAUCUAUUCUGAUUAGGUCAAUUGAUGAUGUUUAUUGGGGCUGUUUUUGGUGAUCGAUUAUUUCAUGUGAUCUUCUGUGGGAAGGAAUUUGGGUGUUGAUUUGUUUCCAUGUCUGCCCUUUAUUGAAUCUUCAUCAUCCCAGAGGUGUUGAUGGUGUUGUUGUUUUUCAAAGUUGUGAAUUGUGGUUACUUUGCACAAACAGGUGUUCUUCCUUCCCUCUUCUGGCUCCGAUGGUGACCCUAACUUCUGGUGGUGGUCAUAACUACUAGUGGUGCUGCUGUUGGAUUUCCUUGAUUUGGUGGUGGAAGACUUGCUUCUCUCGGCGAUCGGGUGAUGUUGUUGGUGUUGUUCCUUGAGAUAUUCCGGUGAAGCUGGUGUCAGGUUCGGGUUGUUGAGUGCCAGUUUCCGGGCGGGUCUAUUUCUCUCGGGUUUGGGCUUUGGCCUGCCUUGUAUAGGCCUUGUCUGUUUCAGUUUGUUUAUAAGUUGGCCUUGUAUAGGCGUGUUGUUAGUUUGUUCUGGUGUUUGUAAACUGUUUUGUUGUCUCCACUUCUUCAGUGGAAUCUGUUAUCAGAGUCGGUUUCUUGUAUAUCGGUUUGGCUUCUUUAGUAAUCUCCAAUAUGGAUGCUAGUUAUCCCUUAUGAUUUGCUUUGGGGAUUUCCAAUAGUAUGGAUUUCCAAUUAAUAUUUAGUAGAAGCUUGUCGGUUUAUGGGUCGCCGUUACGGCAACUGGUUUACUUUUAGAGUCUUGUAACGUUGCUCUCCAGAUCUUUCCUUUAUUGAAAUAUCCCCUUUGUUCGAAAAAAAAUAAAUCGAAGUUCAAAACACUAAUAAUAGUAUUAAUAUAGCAUCAGUCAAGUCAAACUUUCGAACUUUAACUUGUCAACUUUCAAUGUAUUUUCUUGAUAAAAACUUUCUUGGAACUUUCACUAAUUAUUUUACGCAUUUUAUCAUCUAGUCUAGUCUAGCAAUAAACAAGAUACGAUUCUUAUCAUAUAGCAACACUCUAACAAACAGGAUUGCAGAAAUGAACUCAGUUACUGAAACAAAAAUCAGGUGUGCAGUUGUUACCGGUGGAAAUAAGGGAAUCGGAUUUGAAAUUUGUAAACAAUUAGCUACUAAAGGGAUUUCAGUUGUGUUGACUGCUAGAGAUGUAACCAAAGGAUUAGAAGCUGUUGAAAAGCUCAAGAAUUCAUAUGGACUUUCUAAUGUUAUUUUUCAUCAACUUGAUGUGAUGAAUCCAGUUACUCUUCAUUCAUUAGUUGAUUUCAUUCGAAGCCAUUUUGGGAAACUGGAUAUUUUGGUGAAUAAUGCUGGAAUUCUUGGAGCAAUAACUGAUGCUGCUGGAUUCACGGCAACUUUGCAAGCUCUUGAGGCAACGGUAGCUCUUGGGGAGGACCAGAUCAAAGAGAAGCCAAAUUUGAAACAAGUGAUAAACGAGACUUAUGAAUUGGCAGAAGAAUGCGUGCAAACAAAUUAUUACGGUGUGAAAUCAGUGACCAAAGCACUUAUUUCUUUACUUCAACUCUCUAGUUCACCGAGAAUUGUUAAUGUUACCUCCACCAUUGGAAUGCUACAGUUUGUCUCCAAUGAAAAUGCUUUGGAAAUACUUAGUGACGGGGAUGGCUUAAAAGAAGAGAGUGUGGACGAGAUGGUGAACAUGUUUCUUAAGGAUUUCAAGGGGGGUUUAUUAGAAUCAAAAGGAUGGCCUUCAUGUCUACCUGCAUAUACAGUUUCAAAAGCAUCUUUGAAUGCUUAUACGAGGAUACUAGCAAAACAAUUUCCUAGUUUUCGCAUAAAUUGCGUAUGUCCUGGUUGGGUCAAGACGGAUAUUUGCUACCAUAGUGGAGUUUUAACUACCACAGAAGGUGCAGAAAGAGUUGUGAAUUUGGCUUUUAUACCUGAUGAUGGUCCUUCUGGUCUCUUUUUUAGCCAUGGAAAAAUAACUUCAUUUUGAUGCAUCAGGCAUACCACAGAGCAAGAAAGCUGUCAUAUUAUCUUUUUACGGAUCAUGUAAUUUUUGUUCUCAUCAGUUUUUACUUUGUGUACUUGGUAAUGGUAACCUAUAACCGGUGUUAGAUAAUAAUAAAGCCGCUCGUACUGUACAUCUAAACAAGUUUAAGUGUACUUCAACUGUUGUAAUGAGAAGAGUAAAUUUCACCUUAA
Messenger RNA from Papaver somniferum (opium poppy), 2440 nucleotides. RefSeq names its product salutaridine reductase-like. Gene Ontology annotation, molecular function: oxidoreductase activity. Lineage: Eukaryota; Viridiplantae; Streptophyta; Magnoliopsida; Ranunculales; Papaveraceae. The transcript has 5 exons. Gene Ontology annotation, cellular component: membrane. The record is from RefSeq and is a predicted model, not a curated record. The coding region runs from base 1302 to 2231 and encodes 309 amino acids.